CUCGCUGCCACCAUCCCACCGACACAGCAAUGGCAGACACGCAACAGAAGCGCAAGGCGUUCCACAGCCAUUCGUCCUUCAGUCGAGCUGCGGGAAAUGAGGAGAAAGCAUCUUUUUUGCAGUGAACCGUUACUCACCUCUCCUCAUCUCGUGUCAACCCCGUCUCUUCCCCUCUCGUUUCCUGCCAUUCGAGAGCUGUGAUGUGAGAGGGUCUACCCCCCCGCCGUCACGGCGGCGGCUGGCUCGCCAUUCGCGAGACUCGUACAGUACAGUACAGUAGAGCACUACCGUUCGCGCGACAUCCCUGUUCGCACCUCUCUCUCCGCUGUCCCCUCAUGGCGUUAAACGCGCAAGUUGCGCGACCGCCUGGAGCAGCGCGACUCCGCAGGCCGUGCAACCACCCUGGCGAGGCGCAUUCCUCAGGAGUCUUGAGAUUCCACAGGCGGCUCUAGUGGCUCUAGCGGCUCUUGUUGACCCCCCUGAAGGACCUCCUGAAGCUUCUCCUGAAGCGAAUACGCCGCCUGAAGCACCUCUGAUGUGCGUGCGGACUUUAAUCGAGGGUGCAGAUGGGCCGCUGAUAAGCAACGGCGUUUCACCGCCAAUCACGAAUGCGUGUUCAAGCAUCCCUACGCUUUUGAUUCGACUUAAAAGCAUGAUGCGUGCUCAGACAACGCUACGAUUCUGAGUCGACUCAGAGGCAAGCAUCACUCUGACACUCUCUCUCUUGCUCGCUUCUGCUACCUCGCGCUCUCUCGCUCCCACCGCCGCGUGCCUCCAGCUACUGGUUCUGCUAUUUUAUCCAUAGCCGUUUCUGCGCUUCUCCUCGACGGGACUUUACUAUGACGGUGGCACGCGAUGACGCUGUCGGUCGCCGGCUGUUGUGGCUGACCGUCACCGUCGUCUUGACGAUUUCCGUCGACGCAUCCACCGCGAACGAUGGUGACAAAACAGCUAUCAGCGGCCAGCUACCCCCGAGGCUCCAUCUGGUGGGCAGAGUGAGCGAGUUUGAAGGCCAGCUCAACUACUACUUGCCACGGCGGUUCAGGACCCACCCAGAGCGAGUCAACCUGGUGACUCGUCCGCUGGGCUUUCCUCUCGAUACGGCUCGCCUGCCCAAUGUAAUGAUGGGCUUCUUUGAGCACUUUCCCCUGCGCACGCCUCGACCCCCGGACUUUCCAAGCAACCCGAACCAGCCGGGCAACUCAAAUGACAAUUCAGGCAGCUCAGUUGACCACGCCUCCGGUGGCUCAGGCGGCUCAAAUGCCACUGCAGGCAGCUCAUUUGACCGUGCCUCAGGCGAGUCGGACUGGGCGGUGAAGCUGGGGUGCCACGGCCCUCCCUGCCCCGCCUUCGGCUCCUGCACCGCCCGCUACCCCAACGUGCAGGCGUGCUGGAACCAGCACCUCGUGGACCAAGCAGAGGACGAACCCAUCCCCCCUAUAAACUGCCCCGUUAAGGGGAACAACAGCAAGUGGGUGGGGGGAGUGAGGAGGGUGGAGUUGGACGAGUCGUGCUCUCACCGGGAGGAUUUCACGCCGCACGGGCCGUCCGCGCUGCAGAUGAUGCGGCUGGACGACGUGUUUGUGACGGCCGACGGCUUCACGGUCAACAGAACACACGUGUUCGUGCGGAACGGGUGCCGGAGAUUCUGGCGAAAGGCCAAGUACGAGGCGCAGCACGUGGUGCACCACCUGCCAACGGCUGUGUUCAACUGGGCCCACCAACCGGGCGGCAACUUCUACCACUUCAUGGUGGAGCUCGUGCCGCUCUUCCUAGUGGCGGCGCCCCUCAUGCCGUCCACGCUCCGACACCUGCCCGUGCUCGCCAGGCAGCAACAGUGGCUUCUGUACGAGCAUCUGGGGGCGCCUCUCAUCGGCAUCCAGCCCGAUCAGAUCCGCCUGCUGCCCACAUUCGGGAACGACCUCUUUCACGCCAAUGUGGUGUACCAGCCCCUGUACCAGGACUGCGACCAUCCCAGCCGGCCUCUCUGGCAUUUGCUGCGGCGGCGCCAUCUGCUGCACCCCGCCGGCCUCCCUCUCUUCAACCCUGACUGGACCUACCGCCAAAACGCCCCUCUCUCUCCCCGUGAGGCGCGCGCCUUCCCCCCCGACUGGGUGGUGGUGCUGGCAAAGCGCCCGGAGGGUGGCCGGCGGGCGCUGGUGAAUUUCCGGGAGGUGGAGGAGCAGGUGGUGCGGCGGUUUGGGCGCGAGAGAGUGGUGGUUUACAAUGGGUCGCUUCCAAUUCUGCAAGCUCGUGAACUUUUUCGCCGGACCCGGCUCUACAUUGCGGGCCACGGGGCGGCCCUGACCAACAUGAUCUUCAUGCCGGAGGAAGCCUCCGUCCUCGAGAUUCGCCCCGAGGGCUGCCACGUGACGGUCUUCCACCUCCUCGCCUCCGCCUGCUCCCUGCGCUACCACCUCGUGUUCAGUCAAGGGGACUGGUUCUCCCCUGCUGUGGCUAAUGUGACGAGUGUGGCUCGGGUGCUUGAUACGGUUCAUGCAAGGUUUCACGAGGAGGAUGCGGGAGGCAAGGGGAGCAAUUUUGCCAGAGACAAGGAAAGAGAUAUUGCCAUCUGACUACUUUCCAACCUCCUCCUCACCUGUGCCUUGCUCCCUGCGCUUAGUCUGUUGUAUUGUAUUGUAUGUUAUUAACCCUUAACUAUUUGCCCCAAGGGCUGCCUGCCACGUGACUUGGCUUCUGUCAAGAGACCCACUGGGGUUGCCCUAGAAGAUCCUCGGAAGGGCCAUAGGCAGCUAUGACUGGGGGGUUAUGGGCGUGCUGACCCCCUACUUAACAAGCCCUUGGCGGCUGUGUUCCUGAGAGCUUCCACCUCCUCGCCUCCGCCUGCUCCUUGCGCUACCCUACCACCUCGUGUUUAGUCAAGGGGGUUGGUUGGCUCUCCCCUGCUGUGGCUGAUGUGACGAGUGUAGCUCGGCUGCUUGAUGCGGUUCUUGCGAGGUUCCUAAGGAAGAGGUAUUGCCAACGUA
Messenger RNA from Closterium sp. NIES-67, 2987 nucleotides. The record is from the annotation of a GenBank genome assembly. NCBI's taxonomy places the organism in Eukaryota, Viridiplantae, Streptophyta, Zygnematophyceae, Desmidiales, Closteriaceae.